GUUAAGUCCUACCUUUGAACCUAUAACAGGUUCAAAGAUUGCCUGGGUGCAAUGCUUUUCUUUUAUUAAAGCCGCUUGAGCAAAGAGAGCAGGUACAGACCCGCCGCAAGGAUUGCUUGGGAAACGGACAUAUUUCAAGCCUCCAUGUGAAUCUAGGCUGGACAAACUCUUACCCACUGUUGUGUUUGUGCUUAGCAGGACACAAGGCUUUAUUGGUCCAGCAGUACUGAUCCAUCAGGAUGAUUUGGAUACUUCAGCUCUUGCUUUCACCGCUCCCAACACCUGCUGUGAUUGGUCUUCUUACUUUUGGAACAACUGUCUUCUUAUGGCUGAUAACCAAACCAAAACCAGUUGCACCACCUGUUGACUUGAACAAGCAGUCAAUUGGCACUGAGGGAGGAGCUAGAAGAAGCGCACUUGUAACUGAUGGCAAGCUUCUUACUUACUACUUUGAGGAUGCGAAGACCUUGUAUGAAACUUUCCAAAGAGGACGCUAUGUAUCUGAAAAUGGCCCCUGUUUAGGUUAUCGAAAACCAAAGCAACCUUACCAGUGGCUAUCUUAUCAACAGGUGCUGGACAGAGCUGAAUACCUAGGAUCAGGUCUCAUACACAAAGGAUGCAAACCUUCAUCAGAGCAGUUCAUUGGCAUCUUUGCCCAGAACAGACCAGAGUGGAUAAUCUCUGAAUAUGCCUGCUACACUUACUCAAUGGUUGCAGUUCCCCUUUACGACACCCUGGGCUCUGAGGCAAUUGUGUACAUUGUUAACAAAGCUGACAUCUCUUCAGUGAUCUGUGACAAACCAGAAAAAGCACGGGGGAUACUUGAGAACUGUGAACAAGGGAAGACACCAGGGUUGAAGAUAAUUAUCCUCAUGGAUCCUUUUGAUGACACACUAAAGGAAAGAGGAGCUAAACAGGGCAUUGAGAUUCUUUCAUUACAAGAAAUUGAGUCAAUAGGAAGAAAAAACCUAAGCAAACCAGUUCCUCCCAAGCCAGAAGAUCUUUGUAUGGUCUGUUUCACCAGUGGCACAACAGGUGACCCUAAAGGUGCUUUGCUAACACAUGAGAAUGUGGUUGCCAAUGCUGCUGCUUUCAUUAAGAGUAUAGAAAUGACUACUCCCUGCGUGACAUCAGAUAUAUCCAUGUCAUAUCUUCCUCUGGCUCACAUGUUUGAGAGAGUAGUGCAGACUGUAAUGUAUAGCAAUGGAGCUAAGGUGGGUUUCUUCCAAGGAGAUAUCAAACUUCUAACUGAAGACAUGAAAACUUUGAAGCCAACCAUUUUUCCAGUGGUGCCAAGGCUACUUAACAGGAUCUAUGAUAAGAUACAAAGUGGGGUCCAAACCAGGUUCAAGAAGUUACUCUUGAAAGUUGCUGUGGCCAGAAAGCAUGCUGAAGUGAAGGAGGGCAUUCUACGAAAUUCUAGCAUCUGGGACAAAUUGGUAUUCAACAAAGUCCAGGAAAUCAUGGGUGGGAAAGUACGAAUAGUAAUAACUGGCGCUGCCCCAAUAUCUCCAUCUGUCCUAAAAUUCCUCCGAGCAGCCUUUGGAUGUCAGGUCUUUGAAGCAUAUGGUCAGACAGAAUGCACAGCUGGCUGCACAUUCUCAUUGCCAGGAGAUUGGAAAACAGGACAUGUUGGACCACCUCUUGCCUGCAAUAUUAUAAAACUUGAAGAUGUUCCUGAAAUGAAUUAUUUUGCAUCAAACAAUGAAGGAGAGAUCUGCAUUAAAGGGCCAAAUGUAUUCAAGGGUUACCUGAAGGAUUCUGCAAAAACAGCAGAAGCACUUGAUAAGGAUGGAUGGCUUCAUACUGGAGAUAUUGGUACCUGGAUGCCGACUGGGGCAUUGAGAAUAAUUGACAGAAAAAAGAACAUCUUCAAACUAGCUCAAGGGGAAUAUAUUGCACCCGAAAAGAUUGAAAACAUCUACAUCAGAAGUGCUCCUGUAGCACAGGUCUUUGUGCAUGGAGAUAGCCUACAGUCUUUCUUGGUGGGUGUGGUGGUGCCUGAUGCUGAGACACUUCCAGAGUUUGCAAGAAAGUUGGGAGUAAAAGGUUCAUAUGAAGAACUCUGUAAAAAUGCAGCACUGAAGAAAGCUAUCUUGAUGGACAUGAUCAAGUUGGGGAAAGAAGCUGGCCUCAAAUCCUUUGAACAAGUGAAAGAUAUCUACCUUCAUCCAGAACAGUUUACGGUUGAAAAUGGACUCUUAACCCCAACACUGAAGGCAAAAAGAGCAGAAGUAUCGAAGUACUUCAGGAGUCAAAUUGAUGCCAUAUAUGCUACUAAUAUGUAGGUGGAAGGCAAAUGCUACCUCAGCUAAAUGCAUUUACAACAGAUUAUGAAAGCACUGACUAGGUACCUACAUACUUGGCUCAUGAAGAAACUAAAUCAAGCAGCUUAAGGAUCCUGUCCUUUUUGAAGAGCAAACAUGAAUACUUAAUAUAGUACUAGUUUCCAGUGCAUUCUGUAGAAAAAAAAAACAGCUGAUGUAUUCAAAUGUGGCAUGCCAGUCUAUUGUUCCAAACAUCUGGGAAUGCUAUCAGGCUCCAGUGCUAUUAUUCUUCAUUCUUCCUAUACCCUAAUUGAAAUGAAGAAGUCUUGAUGGUUUAGAUACUUGGAUUAUAUCGGAAAAAUAUAUCUCAGAAAUCUUAUGAAUAAUAUUAAGAGACCAUAAUGAACUUCUUCUAGCCUCACGGACUUGUAUGAUUAAACACUAAAUUAAUCUGCUUCUUACUUAAUGGUUUUACACUGUAACAGGCACAUGUAAUAUAUAUUUUUGAUACACCCAAUGGAUGGAUUUGUACAGUCACCUUUGUAUAUAUAUAUUUUUCUGAGCAAAGCCAUGCAUUUCACCAUUCUGUAUUGGGGAUUUGAAUAUACUGGUGUCAAAUGUACAUAGUCUCUCUUUUAAGUCAACCUAUCCAUCUUCUGCUAAGGGACACACUGAUUAUAUUAAUGCUGGCUGAAAACCAUGAAUGUGAAAAUAAAGAUAAAUAGCACUUUC
This is a messenger RNA of Pogona vitticeps (central bearded dragon), 2999 nucleotides long. It is a transcript of the gene ACSL5, whose product is annotated as acyl-CoA synthetase long chain family member 5. Gene Ontology annotation, biological process: fatty acid metabolic process; long-chain fatty-acyl-CoA biosynthetic process; positive regulation of long-chain fatty acid import across plasma membrane. Gene Ontology annotation, cellular component: membrane; endoplasmic reticulum; mitochondrion. Gene Ontology annotation, molecular function: arachidonate-CoA ligase activity. Lineage: Eukaryota; Metazoa; Chordata; Lepidosauria; Squamata; Agamidae. The record is from RefSeq and is a predicted model, not a curated record.